GGAUAGAUGGUCCUUACGGUAGCCCUCGGGAAGGACUAAACCCUCGCAAGGAUCCGGAAUGAAGUCUUCCUCGAGUUGAGGACCCGUGGACUCAAGGCCCGGGCGAUCGUUGGGAAGGAAUAAUCUUUGGGCAGGAGAAAAGUUUUGCCGGGAUCGAAGAGUGACAGACAGAGUCUGGAGACGGGAGGGGAGAACACAGGAACACCACGAGCGCGAGUGCAGAUGAACGGCAGCUGACGAGAAACAGGGCAAUGUAGAUGCAAAUUUCGAGUGUAGAUCAAAUUUGAUCUGGAAAUCUGAUCACCGAGCAUCGAAAGCGUUGUCCAAAGGUUGGAAAAAUGGCGGUGACUUCGGCGAGUUCCAGCACUCUGGAGUUCAUCAACACGAUGUUCCCCACCGAGGCAUCAUUGGUUGCAGUGGACCCCCUCAUACACAAGCUACGGAAUGAAAUUCGUCGAGUCGAUGCUGAGAUUUUGGCCGCCAUACGGCAACAAAGCUCAUCAGGCUCAAAAGCUAAAGAGGAUCUGGCAGCGGCAAUGCGAGCUAUCCAGGAGCUGUCACAAAAAAUAAAAGAAAUAAAAUCUAAAGCAGAACAGAGCGAAGUGAUGGUGCAAGAGAUAUGCCGUGACAUUAAAAAGCUUGACUUUGCGAAGAAACACAUAACCAUGACCAUCACAGCACUUCAUCGGCUUGCCAUGCUGGUGUCAGCUGUCGAGCAGCUGCAAGGUAUGGCCGCAAAACGUCAGUACAAAGAAGCAGCUGGACAGCUUGAGGCUGUGAAUCAACUCUGUAGCCAUUUUGAAACGUAUAGUGACAUCGCCAAAAUCUCAGAAUUGAGGGAGAAGUUCAAAAAUAUCAAGCAGACGCUAAAAUCACACGUUUACUCCGAUUUUUCAAGUUUAGGGACCGCGGGACUGAAGGAUGACGGGCAACAAAUGCAACAACUAGCAGAUGCAUGCCUGGUGGUCGACUCUCUAGACGAGUCUGUUAGAGAAGAACUUAUCCGAAAUAUUUGCAGUAAGGAGUUGACCGCCUAUCAACAAAUAUUUCAGGGGACAGAAGUUGCAAAGUUGGACAAGGCAGAGCGACGUUAUGCGUGGAUAAAGAGGCAGCUACGAGCUAACGAGGAAAUCUGGCAAAUGUUUCCACCAUCCUGGCGGGUUUCAUACUUGUUGUGCAUGCAAUUUUGCAAAGUCACGAGGGCCCAGCUCAUGGAGAUCUUAGAUACAGCGCAGCCGAAGCCAGAUGUGGCGACGCUACUACAGGCCUUGCAGAGGACACUUGAAUUUGAGCAAGAGCUGGCAGAACGAUUUGGAGAAGGCAGCAAUUCUGCUGGUACGGAUGAGGACAGUGAUGAUGAUGCGCCUGAGGGGUCUGAAAAGGAUGGGGAAUUGACAGCUUCAGCUAUAAGGAAGAAAUAUCAAAAGCAGCUUGCAUUGAAACAGCAUGAAGGAGACUCUGAGAAGCAAACCAAGCAGAUUGCUGGCAAUGCUGCCGCACUUGCGGGAUUCAGCUUCAAGGGAACUGUGUCAUCCUGCUUCGAACCACAUUUGGGUGCUUAUGUAGAGCUGGAGGAGAAAACUCUCAUGGAAAACUUGGAAAAGCUUAUCCAGGAGGAGACUUGGGAGGCUGAGGAGGGCAGCCAAACAAAUAUUCUUGUUAGCAGCACACAGGUUUUCCUUAUUAUCAAGAGAAGCUUAAAACGCUGCAGUGCACUAACAAGGAAUCAGACCCUCUUUAAUCUGUACAAGGUAUUUCAGCGUAUUCUCAAAGCAUAUGCAGGUAAACUUUCCGCGCGGCUGCCGAAAGGUGGGACAGGCCUUGUUGCUUCAGCUACUGGUACCGAGGGACAAGUAAAGGUUACAGACAGAGAGGAGAGAGUGAUAUGUUACAUUGUAAAUACCGCGGAAUACUGCCACGAGACGGCAGGUGGGCUUGCGGAGAAUUUAGCUAAAAUCAUCGAUACUCAAUUUUCAGAGAGCAUAGACAUGUCGGAAGAACAGGACGAGUUUUCAGGAGUUAUUACAAAAGCGUUAUCAACAUUGGUGCUCGGUCUUGAGAAUAAAUUGGAAGCAGAGCUUGCAAAUAUGGCUAGGAUGUCCUGGGGAACACUUGAGGGAGUGGGCGAUCAGUCUGAAUAUGUAAAUGGAAUCAGCGCGAUUUUGUCAAGCAGUGUUCCUAUUAUUUCUGGCCUGCUAUCUCGGCUCUACUUUCAGUUUUUUAUGGAUAAGCUGGCAGCCUCUUUUGCACCACGUUUUUAUUUCAACAUUUUCAAGUGCAAGCGCAUCUCAGAGACGGGUGCCCAGCAGAUGCUUCUGGAUACACAUGCCGUGAAGACCUUGUUAUUGGAAGUCCCUUCUCUUUGUGGGCAGACUUCACCGCCAGGGAGUUAUACUAAGUACGUAACGCGGGAGAUGGGGAAAGCAGAAGCUCUUCUCAAGGUUAUUUUGUCACCCAUGGAGGCGAUCGCAGACACCUACCGAGCAUUGCUUCCAGAAGGGACUGCUAUGGACUUCCAACGUAUUCUUGACCUUAAGGGUCUUAAGAGGACUGAUCAACAACCCUUGCUGGACAUUUUCAGCAAGAGGGGUCAGGGUGGGGUACCUGCAGCUAGCCCUUCUGCGAUGGCUGUUACCAGUCAUGCUCUCUCACCUGCAAAUUCUCUCAUGCCAUCAGCUACGCAGGAAAUCCGGGAAAUCAUGAUGUCUCGUGCAGCUGCUCUUGGCAGAGGAGCUAUGGCUCAGUCUGCACUGGCAGCAGCAGCAGCAGUUUCGAGUAGUAACGGGCUAAAACGAAUUUUCGCUUUGGCAGAGCAGGCAAAAGAGGGAGCCGCUAAGAAGGAGGGAUUCCGUAAGCUGUUCAACACAUGAAUACCAUUUUCUGUGAAUUGGAGGCAUCUAACCUCAUUAAUUUUAAUCCUCUUUUCCCUCUUUACUUGGCUGCAUUUAAAAGAGCAGGUUAUCGACAUUUCUGUAUAUUGUGGAAGUAGCCUGACAAGAACAAGCAGUCUAACACCCUGUACAGUUCUAACUCACUUACACAUGGUCAAAGAUUGUACGCAUAGAACAACGCUAUUUGAUCAUAGAACCUGGCCCCUUGGACUGCAUGGACGGUGCAAGCAACUCGGAUGGGUUUUGAGGAAGAGCAGAAAUACAAUAGCAGUGGGAACAACCUCUCCUUGUAGUGUGGGUGUAUACCUCGUACAGGUCUUCACUGCACUGUCAAUUUGACCAACGGAUAUUCCGCCCACCAACACAUUGGAAACUGGUGCCGCAUCUCUGGGCUUUUGAAUGUAGGUCAUGGAACUUUGAGAGAGCUAUGAGGCCACUGACCUCUCCGUCUUUUAAUAAAGAGUGGCUCUCUCAGCGUCGAACUUUCUACCGUUGGUCUUGUGAAUUCGUUCUGGCAGUUAGGCCUCUCUUAUUGCGCGUGCAUUAGAUUGAUACAGAUGACAAGUCAGAAAUGCUGAACUGGAUCUAAUCUUUUAUGGGCCUAUUGUCCAUAUUUUCCACUUAUAAUGGAAAAAGUUC
Messenger RNA from Marchantia polymorpha subsp. ruderalis, 3530 nucleotides. NCBI's taxonomy places the organism in Eukaryota, Viridiplantae, Streptophyta, Marchantiopsida, Marchantiales, Marchantiaceae. The record is from the annotation of a GenBank genome assembly.